AUGGAUAUUUUCAGCCAGGUCCCGGUUGUUUCAGGAUUUCUCCUACAAGAAGUGUCACGCUAUCUGAUGCAUUCAGUUGAGUUUUUAAAAAUUCCAGAGGCAAGUUUUUUAAGGCAAGAUGAAUUACAAGGAUAUAAAACAUCCUUGCGAGUCUUAACAUGGGUCAAAUGUGAAAACAUUUGCUACCCCAUCUACCCGGCAAUAGAAAAGAGUGGACUCUUUUCUACGAAGUUUUUUGAGAGAUUAAUUGCUGCAAGAGUUCACAUUUGCGCCAACCAAAUAAAGAAAUAAGUUGCAGGACAUCAAAUUUAGUACUCUCGUCACUGA
Molecule: messenger RNA, 327 nt
Organism: Tetrahymena thermophila SB210
Lineage: Eukaryota; Ciliophora; Oligohymenophorea; Hymenostomatida; Tetrahymenidae
Exons: 1
Source: RefSeq, a predicted model, not a curated record